UGCUUUUAUUGUGGACGGCUUCGCUGUCUUUUGCGUCAUCUCCAAGAGCUAACGAAGUAAAGCGUUUGACAGAUUUCGUCACAGACAAAAGAGCAAAAUUACCUACAGCCGAAUUUAUUACAGGUGGAGAAGUUUUCAAAGGGAUUUCGACGGCGGCUGAGACCUGAAAUUACUUUCCAUAUCCUGAACAAAUAUUUGCUUGAAAACAAAUCACCAUACAUAAUCAGCUUGACAGUCCGUUCUUGGCGUGGAAGGUCCUCCAGUGCCCGGACAAGGUCAGGAGAAGUUUCUCGUGUCCUCCUGUUCCAAUAUUUCCCUUUGCAUUAACAACUACCUGAUCGUAAAAAAAGUGUGUCUCCGAUUUGUAGUUCGCCAUCGGGCGACCAUAUGGUAUUAACCGUGGCUAUCUUGUGGAGCUUCGCUGUUCCGAACCGAUUCUUUCACCAGAUCCUCUUCGGCGUUUUUCUACCCAAGCUUGUAUUGCUCGUUGGAAUCCUGUUUACGCGCACUCUCUUUAUCAUCAUGGACCUAUAUGAAAGACUGCCUGGUAGAAAUUGGAUUCAGGCGAUUCUCAGCCACAUUUUGCACUUCAUCGAAAGUAACGACGAUACACCCGAACCUCAUUUUCGAGCGCCGAUGAGCACUGUUCCAUCUGAAAAAGGCGAUACAAAAUGGACUCAUUGUGAUAACAAUGGCAAUUCUGCUGACCACCAUCGAACGCGGCCUGUACGACGGCGGACCGUUUACACAAGAUCCUCGUUAUUGCGAUCAACACGCCAGAGGAAUCGACCUACAAGUUCAAUAAACUCAUAAAUAAAU
Varroa destructor (honeybee mite) is the source of this 819-nucleotide messenger RNA. RefSeq lists its product as uncharacterized. The record is from RefSeq and is a predicted model, not a curated record. NCBI's taxonomy places the organism in Eukaryota, Metazoa, Arthropoda, Arachnida, Mesostigmata, Varroidae.